CGCAAACCCCAUAAUAACCUUCUCACGACUGCUAUUCAGCCAUGAAAGAGCCAUUACGCUAAUUACUCUUCCUGCCGUGCAGCAGACUCGGGAAGAGAAAGGGCGUGAGCGUGUUUUACCUGGCUGGUGACUUUCGGAGGGGUCGUUCCCGAAAACAGAGCAAGUUUUCAUUGGGUGGCCGGAAGAAGACACAACUGAGAUAGGAAUGUUUGGAGAUGCCGUGGAUAUUGAUUAUCUCCGAGCCUGCUGCAGUCUAUCUUUCUCUUCCUUCUCUCGCAGAUCUCUUCAUCAGCCGGUGUUGGACCUGCAGGCUGCCAGCAGGAGGGGUGCAGGGAGGGGUGAUAGAUAAAUAAAUAACCCAAUAAAGGAUGCAUUGAGAGGGUGUGUGUGUAGCCAAGAGAAGAGUGUGCCUGCUCAAACAGUCCAGAGUCUUGUUGAAGGCUGGCUGCACUGCAGAGCAGGGGGGGAAAGCACAGAGAAGGGACCUUGAAGGAUUUUCGGCUGCACUGCAGAACGAUGCCACUGCAGUAAAGCACUGAAACAGAGGCAUGAGGUCCACCGGCGGACCCCCGUCCUGCUCGCGCCAGGUGAGAAGUUAGUUCAGAGCUGAUAUCAGAGGUCUUCAUGCCUCGGGACUCUCCGGGAGGAGAGUGAGGGAGAGAGACAAAAAGAAAGGGAGGGAAGCAGAGGAGGAGGAGUAGGGUGAUGGUGCUGUAUUUUUGGAUAAGGGAUCUCCUGAAUUAAGUGUGGCUGGAAUAAAGAUGUAGUGUGAGCAGGAGGCUGAACAAGGACGGUGCUGUGCUCCACUGUGGUGGAGAGGAGCGGAGCAGACGCCUGGCAGACACACACUCGCACACACACCGACUCCACCAGAGGAGAGAGAGAGAGAGAGAGAGAGACCACCGUCACAGCUGCGGGGCUGGGAAGAUGCCCUCUCGAUUUGGCACUGCGGUGCGGAUCUUCAUCACCACCCUAUUCGCAGCAGUGGUGCUUUUUGCUAUCCUACUAGCCUAUGUGACAGGCUACCAGUUCAUCCACACCGAGCAGCACCACCUGUCUUUUGGCCUGUACGGUGCCUUUCUGUCCCUCCACCUCCUCCUGCAGAGCCUCUUCGCCUAUCUGGAGCACCGACAGAUGCGUGGCCCCUCCAGACCUCAGCACCUGCGUCACACCGUGGCCCUCUGCAUCGCAGCCUAUCAGGAAGAUCCGGACUACCUUCGCAAGUGUCUGCGGAGCAUUCGCCGCAUUUCUUUUCCCGGGCUUAAAGUGGUGCUGGUGGUGGAUGGGAAUCGGCAGGAGGAUUCCUACAUGAUGGACAUCUUCCAGGAGGUGAUGGGGGGAGUGGAGCAGACGGGCUGUGUGGUGUGGAAGGGGAAUUACCACAGCGACGGGGAUGGGGGAGGAGGGAAAGGCUCAUUGCAUGCCGAGGAAGCUGCACAUGUGGCCAGGGUGGUGCGGAGCUGCCAUUACUCCUGCAUCAUGCAGGAGUGGGGCGGCAAGAGAGAGGUGAUGUAUACAGCCUUCAAAGCACUGGGAGAUACUGUGGAUUACAUACAAGUAUGUGAUUCUGACACUGUACUUGAUCCAGCAUGCACCAUUGAGAUGCUGAAGGUUCUAGAGGAGGAUCCAGAAGUGGGUGGGGUGGGAGGAGAUGUCCAGAUUCUGAACAAGUACGACUCCUGGAUCUCCUUUCUGAGCAGUGUCCGGUAUUGGAUGGCGUUCAACAUAGAGCGGGCCUGCCAGUCUUACUUUGGAUGUGUGCAGUGCAUCAGUGGACCUCUGGGAAUGUACCGCAACUCUCUCCUCCAACAGUUCCUGGAGCCCUGGUACCACCAGACCUUCCUAGGAAGCAAGUGCAGCUUCGGUGAUGACCGGCACCUCACCAACCGCGUCCUCAGCUUCGGCUACAAAACCAAGUUCACGGCACGCUCACAAUGCCAGACCGAGACCCCCACGCAAUACCUGCGCUGGCUCAACCAGCAGACCCGCUGGAGCAAGUCUUACUUUCGAGAGUGGCUCUACAAUGCGCUUUGGUUCCACAAGCACAGCCUCUGGAUGACAUAUGAAUCUGUGGUCACUGGGUUCUUCCCCUUCUUUCUGGUGGCUACAGUCAUCCAUCUGUUCUACCGAGGUCGGUUGUGGAACAUCUUGCUUUUCUUGCUGACGGUCCAGCUGGUGGGCAUGGUGAAAGCCACCUAUGCCUGCUUCCUGCGGGGCAGCCUUGUCAUGAUCUUCAUGUCAUUGUACUCACUACUCUACAUGUCAAGCUUGCUGCCUGCCAAGAUCUUUGCCCUGUUGACUAUUAACAAAGCAGGUUGGGGCACAUCAGGCAGGAAAAAGAUAGUGGUAAACCUUAUUGGAGCUGUGCCUGUGACCAUGUGGGCGGCCAUACUGCUCGGUGGCGUGGUUUAUACCAUUUACUGCGAGGUGCAAGAACCCUUCAGUGAAACUGAGAAGGCUCUUCUUAUUGCGGGCACCAUCCUCUAUGCCUGUUACUGGCUCAUACUUCUGGUGCUCUACCUGGCCAUAGUGGCCAAGCGCUGUAACAAAAGAGAGGAACAGUACCACCUAUCCUAUGCCGAAGCAUAGUCUUUCUAAAAGAUCAAUACACGCUGUCAGGGCUCAUUUGAAAUGGACCUGUCUUUACCUGGUGCUGCAAUCCUGGAUAUAGUUGGAUCAUGUGCAGGUCCAAGACUGUUGGUUGUUAGUUAUUUUAACUAUGCUAGCUACGGCUAUAUGAGAGCUUUUGGACAAAAUCAAGAGCUUUUGAGAAAGCUAUGAUUUACAUGAGUUAAUAUCAGGAAUUGUCCUUCUCGUGAUUAUAAAGCAGACAUUGAGGAGGUGCCAGCCAAGGCGGGCACAAAAAGUAGAGCCAAAUGUUAAUGUAAGAGUGAUAAGUUAAUGUAGUUAAGCUGACAUAUGAAGUUAAAGGGUUAUAUUGGUGCUUGAACUUAUAAUUAUACAGAAUGUGUUCUGUCAAGGUUAGAGAGGUGUGUGCCAAAACUUAAAGAAACCUGCAUAAGACACUAACCUGGUUUUACUUGCCAAAUCCAGUCAGUAUUUUAAUGUCUUUAAUCUGACAAUCCAGCAUAAUUCUAUAUUUCAUCAUUAGAAAUUGUGGUGCUUCUGAUACUUUUGUGGUGUAACAUGAUAGAACAUUGAAGAAAGAGCAAACAGCAUUUAAAUGAGAGAUUUAUGAUACUCCACAAUGAUUUACUACACUGUAGGCUACAUGUUUACAGUUCGAGAUUUUUAAAG
Molecule: messenger RNA, 3258 nt
Organism: Rhinichthys klamathensis goyatoka
Lineage: Eukaryota; Metazoa; Chordata; Actinopteri; Cypriniformes; Leuciscidae
Gene: has3
Product: hyaluronan synthase 3
Exons: 4
Coding region: 928-2589 (553 amino acids)
Biological process (GO): hyaluronan biosynthetic process; extracellular matrix assembly
Molecular function (GO): hyaluronan synthase activity
Source: RefSeq, a predicted model, not a curated record